This is a messenger RNA of Colias croceus (clouded yellow), 1921 nucleotides long. It is a transcript of the gene Caf1-105, whose product is annotated as chromatin assembly factor 1 subunit B. Bases 116 to 1897 code for a protein of 593 amino acids. The record is from RefSeq and is a predicted model, not a curated record. NCBI's taxonomy places the organism in Eukaryota, Metazoa, Arthropoda, Insecta, Lepidoptera, Pieridae. Gene Ontology annotation, cellular component: CAF-1 complex; nucleus. The transcript is spliced from 8 exons. Gene Ontology annotation, molecular function: protein binding. Gene Ontology annotation, biological process: DNA replication-dependent chromatin assembly; nucleosome assembly.
GUUUGUCAACUGUCUAUCAAUAUUGGCGCCAAUUGAGCUUGAGUUGAAACUUGAAAACAAAAACUUUAGUGCAAGAUUAAAAUAUAAUUAAUUUGUAUCAAACAUAUAAUUUAAAAUGAAGUUUGCAAUACCAGAAAUAUCAUGGCACAAUAGGGACCCUGUGUUAAGUGUAGAUUUUCAACCACGAUCAGAUUUAAAAGAUCCCUUACGGCUUGCUACUGGUGGUACGGAUUCUCAUGUCGUGAUAUGGUAUGUAUCAAUAUCAGAAGCAGGAACAGUCAAUUUAGAAGUAGCAGCAGAUCUAACCAAGCACCACAAAGCAGUAAAUGUUGUGAGAUGGUCUCCCAAUGGCCAGUUAUUAGCAUCUGGUGAUGAUGAAGCUAUUGUUUUUGUGUGGAAGCAGAAGAAUGAGGACCCAGCCCCAGCUGUGGAGGGUGAAGAGCAGGAUAAGGAAACAUGGGUUAUACAUAAGACACUCCGCGGUCACAUGGAAGAUGUCCUGGACCUGAGCUGGAGCAGCGAUUCCCUGCACCUCGUGUCUGGCUCAGUGGACAACAAGCUGCUGGUGUGGGACGUGGGUCGAGCUCGAUACACCAGCCUGGUGACGGACCAUAAAGGCUUUGUGCAGGGGGUCGCUUGGGACCCUAAGGGACAGAUUAUAGCAUCUGCUUGUACAGAUAGAGUGUUCCGCACAAUAGACAUAACAACAAAGAAAGUGAAUUCCCGAAGCAGCAAGGCAAUCCUCCCAUUUCCCGCUGACCAUCCGCUCCAUGGAGUCAAAGUGAGAUUGUACCAUGAUGACACUCUGCAGACUUAUUAUCGGAGACUGCACUUUAGUCCUGAUGGCAUGUUUAUAGCAGUUCCUGGAGGUAAAAUAGAACCUGAACAAGGCAAAGUGGACACAAAGCCAAUAAAUGCUGUAUACAUCUAUUCCAGAUACUCCCUUAAAGUUCCGCUAUGCAUCCUGCCCUGCAUGGAGCCAGCACUAGUAGUCCGCUGGUCUCCACUCCAAUACAAGCUGCGAGACAACGGGCCUUCGCCCCCGUUCCCGCGGCCCCGCCUCGUGCUGGCCGUGGCCACCAAGCGGAAUGUACUGCUGUAUGACACGCAGCAAACCACACCAAUUGCGCUUAUAUCUAAUGUGCAUUAUACCAGGCUCACAGAUCUAAGCUGGUCGAGUGAUGGCCGUGUACUGGUCGCUUCAAGCACAGAUGGGUUCUGUUCACUCAUUACCUUCGCUGAGAAUGAGCUGGGCACAGUCAUGCCACCUGCUGUGGAUGUACCGGCUACAGAAGCAAUGGAUGUGGAUGAACCACAACCAGAAGUGAAAGAAACUCCAGAAGAAAAACCAGCAAAAACAAAAUCGGAGCUUCCCAAAAUAGACUCGUACAUCAAAUUCAAAACGCCUUCAGAGAAAUCGCCUAAAAAGCAAAAAGUCGAAACGAAGCAACAGAAAACACCAGUCAAAGUUGAUUUAUUAGUUGAAACUGCGAUGCCGUCUUGGUCGGAUAAUUCUAGCAGUGACGUCAUCAAACCGAGCAAAUCUAAUGAUGUAGUUAUUAUAGAAGAUAGUGAAGACAUGAAACUCGUAUAUGACGAUACGGAAGGCAAAAGCCAAUCUCCGAAAAUCAUCACUGACAGUGAAGAAAAGAAAUUACCCGAAUCUCCAAAAAAUGCAAGUAAAUCGAGCGAAAAAACUGCAGAAACGAAAUCCCCUAAAAGCAGUCAAGGAUCUAAGCCAAGUACUCCAACGUCCAAAAACGUAGAUUUUAUGAAACAAGCAAAAAUAACAGAUAUUAAACAGCCUGUAACGGUGAAAACUCUACAGAGCCCUAAAGCCCCUCGACGAGUUAGCUUCGUGACUCUAUCUAGCCCUAAGAAUAAGAAAUCCUGUUAGUUGUAAUAAAGUAUUAUUUAUGUA